This is a messenger RNA of Sabethes cyaneus, 483 nucleotides long. RefSeq names its product calmodulin-like. NCBI's taxonomy places the organism in Eukaryota, Metazoa, Arthropoda, Insecta, Diptera, Culicidae. Bases 1 to 483 code for a protein of 160 amino acids. Gene Ontology annotation, molecular function: calcium ion binding. The record is from RefSeq and is a predicted model, not a curated record. The transcript has a single exon. Gene Ontology annotation, cellular component: myosin II complex.
AUGUCACAGCCUCCGAGCCAUCACGGUACAGGUUCAAAGCCGGACGAUUUAACACAGGAACAGAUCGAUGAACUGCGGGAAGCGUUUUCCCUGUUCGAUACGAACCAUGAUGGCACCAUUACCAGCUCGGAACUGGGUACAGUGCUGCGGUCGCUCGGAAAAAACGUUUCCGACGCGGAAGUGGAAGUACUGCUGCAGAAGAUCAACACCGACCAGGAAGGAAGGAUACGUUUUGCUGACUUUGUGAGAAUGAUGGCAACGCGAUUGAAGAACUACAACGAGGAUGAACUGAUGGAGGCUUUUCGCAUGUUUGAUCGUGACGGAAAUGGAAUGAUUUCCGCCGAGGAACUACGAACAACACUGAAGACGUUCGGGGAACAGUUGACCGAAGAGGAACUGGACGAGUUGCUUCUGGAAGCCGAUAUAAAUUGUGACGGUCAAAUUGACUACGAGGAAUUUGUUAAAAUGAUUACGCAGAACUAA